AUGUCGGCCCAGGAAGAACAGAUCCCGAUCCAGGACGAGAGUGUCGAGGACACCAACGUCGACGCUCAGGCCGAGGACGAGGUAGCCGCCAGCGGCUCGGAGCAGAAGCAGCUGCGUGCCGAGGCGUCGGAGCUGGACGAGUCGAACAUCAUCGACAACUCGCCCGGCGUCUCGACGCGCGGCGCCAAGGUCGACGCAACCAAGCAGGAGCGACAGGUCGAUGAGGCUGUCGCUGCUGCCGAGAAGGCCGACGAGCAGACCUAG
Moesziomyces antarcticus is the source of this 264-nucleotide messenger RNA. RefSeq lists its product as uncharacterized. Lineage: Eukaryota; Fungi; Basidiomycota; Ustilaginomycetes; Ustilaginales; Ustilaginaceae. The transcript has 2 exons. Bases 1 to 264 code for a protein of 87 amino acids. The record is from RefSeq and is a predicted model, not a curated record.